This is a messenger RNA of Acanthoscelides obtectus, 221 nucleotides long. Lineage: Eukaryota; Metazoa; Arthropoda; Insecta; Coleoptera; Chrysomelidae. The record is from the annotation of a GenBank genome assembly.
UUCGUACGUUAGUUUGGCUGUCUGAUGGCAUUUUGUUUUUCUACCCGCGCAAGACAAGAAAUGGCUGCACCGAUUAUUGAUUUUGGAGAGUGGUAUACUUGUAGGUUGUGGGGUCAUAGGUCUUUCCCAGAUGUUUCGGAAAGACGUGGCAACAUGGAUCCAUAGUGGUGGAUAGAGGGACGUCGAUGAACAUCGGUGGUGUGGUAGAAUUUAAAUAUUGG